Messenger RNA from Perkinsus marinus ATCC 50983, 381 nucleotides. RefSeq lists its product as hypothetical. The transcript has 3 exons. The coding region runs from base 1 to 381 and encodes 126 amino acids. The record is from RefSeq and is a predicted model, not a curated record. NCBI's taxonomy places the organism in Eukaryota, Perkinsozoa, Perkinsida, Perkinsidae.
AUGUUACGAGAUAUAGAGGCCAGGCAUGCUAAGGAGACCGAGUCGCAGAGGCAGCAGUGGGUUCGUCAACAGGAGGAGGCUCGUAAUAGAGCGGAGGAGUUGAAGGAGGAAGAAAGUUCUAGUGAUGAGGAACCCGAGGAGGAUGCUACGGAUAAGCGUAAAGGAUAUCCCGCGCAUAUGAAGUUGGAUGAUGACGAUGCUAGUGACGAUGAUGACGGCUAUGAUGGUGAGAGGCCUUGCUGGAUGGAUGCUCGUCCAUCGAAUCAAGUGGAUACCAUGACUGACAGCUGUGAAGGGUUAAUGGGCAUGCUACACUGGGAUGCGGACAGGCCAGGAGAUAAGGGAGGAAUUGGUACUGAUGGUUGGGUCAGUUGCUUAUGA